AUGGUCGUUAUUGUUGCUUCUUUAUUUUUACCCUUCAAACCCCAGUUUGAAAUCCAAGCCUCUGUGGAUGAAGCCACUGCCCUAUUGGAAAGCCAACCUAUUAAGAUUAAUACAUUAGAUAGUACCAGCAAUACUCCAACGAAUAAUAGUAAUGUUAAUACAACUGUUGCCAGCGGUACUGCAAGUUUAAGACCUGCUUCACCCAUUCAUAAAGACUCUACCCUUGAACUCAUUAGUAAUCCAAGAUCUGAUUCUGCUCCAAGCGCGUCUACAGCAGCAAAAAAAAUGAAAACCUCUUUUGCUACCCCCCAGUAUGACACAGAAGAAGCUAGUAAAGCAUUCAUGCAGAGUUUGACUUCUAAUGCUACUCCAACCUUUACUGGUGGUACUGCAACUCCAUUAUUUAAUCCAGAUAGGGUCGUUUCUAUGAGCACAAGUGAUGUCCAUGGUAUUAACUCUGGUAUUGGUAAUGCUGCAAACAUUGCUGCUCCUACCGCAUCAACCGGUACCACCGCAAUCGGUAACGUCAGUACAAGUAGUACUCCCAUUUCCCACUCUCUAAAUGAGUAUCUCUUUGACAAAAAUAAUGGCAUUAAUCCUGCUAGUUCAAGUAUUACACCCGGUUCCGGUAAUAUGGAAUUACUAUCAUCCAAUAUUGAACAUCCAGACUUAUUAUCAUCAGGUGUAAAUGACCCCUCCCAUAAACCAAAGCCAAAGCACUCGUCAUUGUAUCGUCUUCAAUCCGCUACUAAUUCAGCUACCAGAUUAGAUGCUACUGCCUCCUUGUUGAAAAAAGUUAGUUAUAAUCUAUUGCAUCAUCAAGCAGCAAAUCUUGCAAAUAACAAUAAUAACGUCACCGACUUAAAUUCGGCUGGUUCUUCGCCUAAAAUUAAAUAUUCCACGGUAAUCACGCCUCGUUCAAGAGAAUUGCCUUUAGAUGAAGCUAAUUCUAAUAAUGUCAUUGAAAAGAUGCGCCAACAUUCUCAAAAUUUGGUUUCAUCUUCCACCACUUCCAUGAGAAGAAUCCGUAGAAAAUCGUCUGUCAAUAGUAGUACUCCUAAUCCAUUAUCUCCUGCUACAACUGGCGGGUCUAUUUCUUCCACUAUGACUAAUUUGAGUAAUAGCUGUAAUUCAAGCAAUAUUACUGAUGAUACUCGUACUCGUAGUAAUACUCAUAACCUAGGCGGUGUCAAAUUGGCUAAAAAAUAUUAUGAUUCCGUCUAUCAAUCACCAUUGAACCUAUACAAUAGUAAAAGCAACACCACCGUUAAUAAAGAUUCUAUAUAUAACGAAGAUGAGAUGUUAAGUGAUGGUUACGAUUCAGAUGCGGUUUUCACACCAGGUGAAAGUGUCUAUGACGACGAUGGAAGCAACGUGCCUAAAUUUGGUGGGUUUUCCACAAAUGCCAAACUUGUUAAAGAGUCCUUGUUGAUGGGCCCUCGAAACAUUUUUAAUAAUGCUAAUUGGUCGAUUGUUUCUAGUGAUAAAGGUAAUGGCGGUCUGAAAAAUGCAAUUAAUACCGCUAUACUGGAAAAAACUUUCAACCAGCCAGUUGUUUGGGUUGGUAGUUUAGGUGUUCCCACUGAUAACAUUCCGCAGCAUGUAUUGCAUGAUAUUACAAACACCAUGGAACAUGAUUUCCACUGUCAUUCUGUAAUCACAGAUGAUAUCACGUUUAAAGGCGCCUAUAAAAACUUUUCGAAAGAGAUCUUGUGGCCAACUUUACAUUAUCAGAUUCCUGACAACCCAAAAAGCAAAGCAUUUGAAGAUCAUUCGUGGAAUCAUUACCAAGAACUAAAUCAGGUUUUCGCUGAUAAGAUUAUUGCCAGCUAUAAGGAGGGUGAUACUAUUUGGGUCCAUGAUUAUCAUUUAUUGUUAGUUCCUGGAAUGGUUAGAGACAAAAUUCCACAUGCCAAGAUUGGGUUUUCUUUACACGUUUCUUUCCCCAGUAGUGAGGUUUUCCGUUGUUUGGCUCAAAGAAAUAAUAUCUUGGAUGGUAUGUUGGGUAGUAGUUGUGUUGGAUUCCAAACCAAGGAAUAUGCUAGACAUUUCAUUCAAACCUGUAACAGGUUACUGAUGAGUGAUGGUGAUCCAGAAGAUGGCAUUAAAUAUAAUGGCCGGAUUAUUGGUAUAAACACAACGCCAAUUGGUAUUGAUGCAUUUAAUCUGCAGAGACAGUUAAACACCGAAGAGGUUAACACUUGGAGAGAAUUAAUUAGAGCAAAAUGGGGCAACGCAGACUACUAUGUUGAAAAUGGACCUGCAACUGAUACCAAGGUCCCACAGAGGAAAAUUAUAUUAAGUAAAGAUCAAUUUGAUUCGAUAAGGGGUUUGAAAAAUAAGUUUUUGGCUUAUGAGAGGUUUUUGAGGGCCAACCCGCAAUAUAUUGGUAAAAUUGUUUUCAUUCAAAUUUUCACGGGUGGCAGUAGCAGUAUUGGUAGUGGCGAUAGUGAUUUGGAAAGGGACAUCAUUUCCAUUGUGGAUCGUAUUAACUCCUUGAAUACCACCACAGACAUAAUGACUCAGCAGCAGCAAGUAUUGUUAUUACACCAAGACUUAGAUAUAGCUCAGUAUCUAGCACUUUUGAGUGAGUGUGAUAUGUACUUAAUUAACUCUAUGAGAGAGGGCAUGAACUUGAGUUGUCAUGAUUUCAUUGUUUGUUCUGAAGAUAAAAAUUCGCCAUUAUUGAUCUCUGAAUUCACCGGUAGUGCAGAAUUAUUACAAAAGGGUGCCUUGUUAAUUAAUCCAUGGGACAUUAGGAAAAUUGGAGAUGUUAUGAGAAUUGCAUUGGAAAUGGGGUUUGAAGAAAAAAGGAGAAGAUGGAAGAAGAUGAUGAAACAAAUCGUUAUUUACGAUAGUGAUAAUUGGUUGAUUUCCAUGAUGAAGUCUGUUAAUCAGUUUUGGGAAAUUAACAAACAAAGAUCCACAAUUUUUAAACUAAGUUCAUCAAAUUUAUAUUCUACGUACCAAGCCUGUUCUGAAGGGAAUAAAUUGUUCUUGUUUAAGAUUAGUGAGCCACCUUCAAGAAGAAUAUUGGAAAUUUUGCAAGAUUUAUGCAACAUGCCAGGUAACGUGGUUUAUGUUAUGAAUUCCAGCGAUAAGAUAAUGUUGGAGAGAUAUUAUUGUCGUGUUAGUAAUUUGAACCUAAUUGCAGAGAAUGGUGCAUUUGUAAGAAUUGGUGGAUUUUGGUACACGAUUAUGAGAGAUAGCACGUGGCAAAAGGAUGCCUUGCAGGUUUUGGAGAGCAAAGUGGAAAGAUUGCCAGGUAGUUACAUCAAGAUGGGUCAGUCCUUGUUUAAGUUUCAUACUGAAAAUGCCGAAGACAAAGAUCGUGUGGAAGAUGUUAUUGGUGACACAAUCAAUCAUAUCAACACCUUAUUUGGUAGUCGUCGUAACAUACACGCUUAUUUGCAUAAGGGGAUUGUAUUUGUCCAAGAAUACGGGUUAAGUUUAAAGGCCUUGAAAUUUAUUAUGAAUUUUAAUGCUGCUACAGUCAACACCCCAACGGGACAAACAAACAAUUCUCUAUCUGCAACAAGCACUGUUCCUAAUAAUAAUGGCACAUUGUCCUCUUCAUCUAACGCUGAUGCUGUUGUAUCUUUUACUCCAAUGAGCCCCUCACCAUCAUCAGAUAGUAUUACCAAUAAUACCUUUGAUGGUAAGUUUAGCUUUGUCUGUGUCACUGGUUCAUCUUCUCCAGUUUUGGAACCUUUAUUCCAGUAUGUUAAUGAUUUAAAAAUAAAGGGUAAAGUUACUUAUACAUUUAGUUGUGUUUAUGGUGACCCAGAAUCCACUAAUGCACAAGAACAUGUUGAAGGUUUGAACGAAUUAUUUAAUAUUUUAUCUGAGCUGGUCUAA
Saccharomycodes ludwigii is the source of this 3858-nucleotide messenger RNA. It is a transcript of the gene TPS3, whose product is annotated as trehalose 6-phosphate synthase/phosphatase complex subunit. The record is from RefSeq and is a predicted model, not a curated record. Gene Ontology annotation, molecular function: catalytic activity. The transcript has a single exon. NCBI's taxonomy places the organism in Eukaryota, Fungi, Ascomycota, Saccharomycetes, Saccharomycodales, Saccharomycodaceae. The coding region runs from base 1 to 3858 and encodes 1285 amino acids. Gene Ontology annotation, biological process: trehalose biosynthetic process. Gene Ontology annotation, cellular component: alpha,alpha-trehalose-phosphate synthase complex (UDP-forming); cytosol.